GAGGUUAUGCGCCAUAUUGCCAGUCUCCUCCAUCUCACCAAACACCGAGCAUGCACCGGUUAUAGAGGAGAUAUAUUUAAAUAUUUACAGUGAGCUGCGAGCCGAAACGCAACACCAUGGAGGCCGUCAAAGCCUUUAACAACGAGCUGUACACAUUGACUGAGUACAAGCCACCCAUCUCCAAGGCCAAGAUGACUCAGAUCACCAAGUCAGGAAUCAAGGCCAUAAAAUUCUACAAGCAUGUUGUCCAGAGUGUAGAGAAGUUCAUUCAGAAGUGCAAGCCAGAAUACAAAGUCCCUGGGCUGUAUGUCAUCGACUCCAUAGUCAGACAAUCCCGCCACCAGUUUGGGACAGAGAAGGAUGUUUUUGCUCCGCGGUUCAGCAAGAACAUCAUCACAACGUUCCAACACCUUUAUCGCUGCCCUCCAGAUGAUAAGAGUAAAAUAGUGCGAGUCCUGAAUCUGUGGCAGAAGAAUGCCGUCUUCAAGAGCGACAUCAUCCAGCCUCUGUUGGACAUGGCUGCAGGGAUUCCCCCUCCCAGUACGACGCCUAUCCUGCCCAGCAGCGCUGUGCCGAUCAAUAACACUACACCUGGCACCCCAGCUACGCCUGCCACUCCAGCAAAUAUAGUCCAAGGUCUGCCAGACUGGGCCUCCCAGAUCACAAACACAGAUACUGUUGCUGCUGUUGCACAAAUCCUGCAGAGUCCCCAGGGACAACAGCUUCAGCAACUGGUCCAGAGUCUGCAGAUGCAGCAGCAGAAGCCCCAGCCUUCCCUGCUGCAGGCCUUGGAUGCUGGCCUGGUGGUCCAAUUACAAGCUCUGACAGCUCAGCUCACUGCUGCCGCUACAGCCAACAGCCUCAACCCCCUGGAGCAAAGGGUCUCCUCUUUUAAUAAGAAACUGUUGGGUCCUUUUGACUUUGGAAACGAUUCAGAACGCAGUGAGGAAUCUAAAAAGGACUCCUCAUCUUCUCAGCUGCCCAUGGUGUCUGAGCCUAUCAACAGCUCACUCUUUCAUCAACUGGCUGAGCAACUCCAACAACAAAACCUGGAGCAGUUUCAGAAGCAGCUGCUAGAGCACCAGCAGAAGGCCAUGAACAUGGAAGGGCAGGAUUCCAUCUUUGGGCAGGAAAACUCGGUGGCAACUGCUCAGAGCAGCGCUCAGCCUCAGCUUCCUGAGCCAGAGAAUAAAAUGGACGACUCCAUAGACAACCAACAGCAGGACAUGGAUCUAGAUGAGGGCCCCGAGGGAAUGGAGGAGGAGAUCUUUGAAGCAGAGGAGAAGAAGACCUUAAGCACACGUUCUCGGACACGUUCAAGGUCACGCUCUAGAUCUCCUAAACGUAGAAGAUCCAGGUCCCGCUCUGGUUCACGGAAACGUAAACAUCGCAAGCGAUCGCGCUCCCGCUCCAGAGAUCGCAAGAGGAAGUCGUCACGUUCUUACUCCAGUGAAAGACGAGCACGGGAACGAGAGAAGGAACGGCAGAAGAAAGGAUUACCGCCCAUACGAUCCAAGACUCUUAGUGUGUGCAGCACUACACUGUGGGUGGGCCAGGUGGAUAAAAAGGCCACUCAGCAAGACCUCACCAAUCUGUUCGAAGAGUUUGGACAGAUUGAGUCCAUCAACAUGAUCCCUCCCAGAGGCUGCGCCUACAUCUGUAUGGUUCACAGACAGGAUGCGUACCGCGCCCUUCAGAAGCUCAGCACUGGCUCCUUUAAAAUUGGCUCCAAGAUCAUCAAGAUUGCUUGGGCUCUGAACAAAGGUGUAAAGCAAGAGUACAAGCAGUUUUGGGAUGCAGACCUGGGUGUCACCUACAUACCAUGGGAGAAGGUCAAAUUGGAUGACCUGGACGGCUUUGCUGAAGGGGGGAUUAUUGAUCAAGAAACUGUCAACGAUGAGUGGGAAACAACCAAGACUUCUGAACCAGCCAAGGAAAUUGCAAGCCAGGCUGUUAGCACUGAGGCCACAGUGGUAUCUAAUACCCAAACCGAAACCUACAACCAGCAGGUCACUAUGAUGCCUGUGCAGCUGCCAGUGGCCCAAGCAGUUCCUGGUGCCAUGGGUUUGGUGCCUCCUACGUUUCCUGUCACAAUGGGCAUACCUCCACCAGGCUACGGACCGCCACCACCAUUUUUAAGACCAGGCUUCAAUGCCUCUCAGCCUCCACCAGGGUUCAUGCAGGCACCACAUACAGCAGGAUUAGCCUCUGUUACCACAUCUCUAGUGCAACCGUCAGUGGCCUCCAACCAAGAUGCUGCGAUGCCUCCAACUAGCACCAUUCCUGGCAGCUUCUUGCCAUCGGCCAUCCCAGGAGCCGGUGUUUUUAACCCUGUGGGAGUCCAAACUCAGCAGGCCAACAACGAUAAAAUUCCACCGUCUGCAGAGGGCAUGGAUGCUGCUGCAGAGCUCACACUACAAGGCAUGCAGAAUGCAGUCCGCAGUGGAAUGGGUCUCCUUGGAAUGCACCCCUCAGCUUCACUACCCCAUCCACUACACCAGACGGGUCUGAGUGCUCCACGAAUGCCCGGCUUGUUGCCGCUAGACGUACGACCCAACCUCCUUCAACCUGGGGCAGCUGCCCGCUUCCCCCUCCUCAUGCAACAGGGACCCCCUCAACAAGCAGCCGGCCUCCUUGACAAUUCCCUUCAUGCCCGUCCCAGGGCGCCUUUCCCUCAGAUGGACCCAUUCAGCAGAGCCCCCAACCUCUCUAACGAAAAUGUCUCUAAAACAGAAGAGGAGUCCUCUGGAGCAGAUGAGGGCAAAGAUCAAGACUACCGCUUCCCUCCAAUGGAAAAACCCAGCACAGGCCUCCUGCCGACCCCUCCGCCAGAGCAUAGGGAGCCUCUUGGAGGUGGCAGCGGGGUUCCAGGAGGAGGGAGACCUCCGUUGCUUCAGACCCCUGGAACUCAGCCACCAAGGUCCAGCUUAGUGGGGCGUCUGCAGGCUCUGGCAGGAUUCACUCCUGAUAGCCGCUGGAACCAAGGUAAAGGGGACUUUGAUGAGCGAGACGGCAUGCGAGGAGGACCGCAGCCCCCAGGUGGUCCAAAAGGUUUUCAGGAUGAGCGGCCUCCACCCGGUCCAAACUUCCCCAACCGCUUUGAUAACCGACCUGGCGUUACAGGGGGACCAACAGGUGUAAAUGCUGGGCCUGUCGGGGGGCCACAGCCCUGGAACAGAGGAGGUGGACCCACACCUCCCUUCAACAGCGAACAUCAUAAAGAUCUAGAUGAUCGAAGACGUCCGUGGGAGAGGCAAAGAGACCGAGAUGAACGAGAUUUUGACUUCAGGAGAGACGUGAACGGUAACCGGCACCACCGCGAGAGAGAACGGGAACGGGAGCGCGACAGGGACCGUGACAGGGACCGAGGCCGAGACCGCCCAAGGGAGUCUGACCGGGACAGAGACCAUGAGAAGGAGAAAGAGCGUGGAGGCUGGACGCCUAUCCUCCCACUACCUACGCCGCUUCUUCCCACUCCUCCCAUUAAUCCCAACAUGGCGCUUAAUCAAGGGAAACUCAUUGCUCCUCUUAAGUUAAACCCCCAGGUCCCAUCAGUUUUCCAGUCUCAUGGUCAGGCCAAACCUCCUCUCCUGAGUCAGCCGCCCCCUCAGCUUCAGAUUAGGUCUCCACCCCCAUUACUGAACCCCCCACCUAUUUCUGAGACGAAGGAGGAAGCCCAAGUUCCUGCUGCAACACCUGAGGCGAAGUCCCCCCCCUCUGCUGGAUCACCCCACUGCUCUUCUGACUGCCAGACCCUGAGCACAUCAACCGAACCCCCCACUCAGUCUGAGCCAUCCCAUCCAGACACCUCUCCACAAAUGAAAUCACCACCUCAGCCCGUUGCCGAAGCAACCCCAGAGACCACCGCCUCCCCAGACUGCGAGAGGCCACGCCAUGACUCACCUCUGGGCUUCUCUCACGCCAACAACCCCCAGCAAGAUGGCCGUCACACUGCAGAGAAGCAGGAAGAGCCACAGGAGGAUGAGAAAGGGGCGCUAGAGAGAGCCCCCACUCCUGAACCCCAGUGGCUUAACGGACCGGGUCAGCACAGUGUCAGCAUGGCCGAGCUCACACCAGAGUCCUCCCCUGAGCCUGAGUCCACUCCGAGCCCCGCCUGUCAUUCUUUGCAGCUUCAAAGCGAACCGGAGCUGCGGCAGGAGAAAAUGUCGUCUCCUAAGGACCUAAACAAUGAACAGAGUGAGCCCCAGGAGGACGCUCCCAGUCAGCCAGUGGUAGACACUGUCACAGACACUGAGGGGACAUAAUCAUCACUCAGUAGGUAAAAGAUCAUUUUGUAAAGUUGUCUCUUCUUCUCUGUACUCAUGUCAGCAAACUACUACCACAGCACGGGACAUGACGAAUAUUGACUCACACCAGUUGUUGUCUGAUAAGCAACGACAAAAGAUUUUAUCCCUGACAAAUACCGGUGUACUUAAUAUAGACGGCUUAUCAGGUGAUUUAUUGAUAGUUUUUGUUUGUAUUUUAUUUCCUUAUUCCUUUUUUUUUUUUUUUUUUUUUCAGUUGUAAAACCACACCACCCUUUUUAGCUAAUAUAAGCUUGGUAAGUUUUAUUCAAUUGCCUGCCAAAAUGUUUCACUUGUAUAUUGGGAAAUUUAGCUAUGACCUUCCUAUGGAAGACAGUGGGAAAUUCUGGUUGUUCAACAAUGAAUUGACUGCAGAAUAUGAGAUACUUGAAAACAGCAGCUGCUCGCCCAAUCUGUCUCCUCCACUGUUAAACGGAUGCUGCAAAGUUUUAAAACAAAUGCUUUUAUGUUGUUUUAUGAAGAUUACUGUGUCUUAGCAGAAGAAAUUACCUACUUAAACUCGAAGCGCUUUUAUUUGAGGAAAAUAAUGAUUUUUACUUUGAAUUUUUAAAAAAAAUCUGUUUUACUUCCUAAAUUUGAGAACGGUCUGUAAUUUGUUUCAAAUAAUUCAUUGACAUCGGAUAAAUCACGCAUUAGUGUGGAGAAAAAAGCAAAUAAACAGAGCGAUAUUCUGAUGUGGGGCUGCAUAUUGUUCUAGUUUGAAAUAAACCUGCUCUUUCUGUCUAAAACACAUGCUUUAGCACUGUUUUCUGACCCAGGUCCAGUGGAAAAAUAAGACUGCUCUGCUUUUCAGACUCAUGCACUCUGUAUGGUGUGACUUCAGUCGAUUUGAUGAUCUCAAGUUGCUGCUAUACCAUCCAUCCACAAUACACUUUGUUGGAUGCAACCGUGGAACUUUUUAGAUUUUAGUUUCUGAUUCUCUCAGCCUGUAUGUUUACCUAUGCUUUCGCUGGGUGACUGUUGAUGAUGGCUUUGUGCCUUUUUGAAUGGAUUUGUCGUUCACAAUGCUACCCAACGCCUCUGUGUGACGUACACCAGACUGUGGGUGCAACUCGGUUUCAGAGGGCUCUCUGAAAAGAACGCCACCAGCACAGAACUGACUUAACCUGUCGAUUGAAUGGUAGCUGCACAGCUUGUACAGCACUCACCUGUGCAUGCAGGCCUCCUGUAGCCAUGUUUUUAACCCUCUUUUCUCUCCUCAUUUCAUACUUGUAGUGGUUUUCUGUUGACGCAUAAUACCCGGAAAUCUAUAGUCUGCUGUUCCUCUAAAACCAAAUGUCUACUACAGGAAUUGUGAUGUUAAAUAAAAGUUGAAGGUGCAUCAGAUUUGUUAA
Poecilia reticulata (guppy) is the source of this 5659-nucleotide messenger RNA. RefSeq names its product TIAM Rac1 associated GEF 2a (gene tiam2a). Gene Ontology annotation, biological process: small GTPase-mediated signal transduction; activation of GTPase activity. Gene Ontology annotation, cellular component: nucleus. The record is from RefSeq and is a predicted model, not a curated record. Gene Ontology annotation, molecular function: protein binding; guanyl-nucleotide exchange factor activity; RNA binding. Lineage: Eukaryota; Metazoa; Chordata; Actinopteri; Cyprinodontiformes; Poeciliidae.